Molecule: messenger RNA, 3355 nt
Organism: Oreochromis niloticus (Nile tilapia)
Lineage: Eukaryota; Metazoa; Chordata; Actinopteri; Cichliformes; Cichlidae
Gene: fndc7a
Product: fibronectin type III domain containing 7a
Exons: 14
Coding region: 230-2686 (818 amino acids)
Molecular function (GO): protein binding
Source: RefSeq, a predicted model, not a curated record
GGCAAGAGGCAGACGGAUACCCCUGAGGGGAGGAGUUACAGCCUGUGGGCUCUUUGGUAUUUGCUGAAACAAUAACACACCUGUCAUUUCAUGUUGGAGAGAGAGGAAGGUAGAUAGAAAGAGAAGAAAGUCAAAAAUUUAAGACCAAGUUGCUUCCCUAAAAUCAGUUUGAGAAACAGCAUCAGGCAUCUCACCUCGAGGCAGUGGAUAGCAGAAAAACACUGAGGGCAUGGGAACGUUGCAGUUAAAGAUGCUGAAGCUUUUCUUUUUAUUGACCUUCACUGGGAUAUGCUUGGCUCAAAAUGACAUCAGGUUGUCAGUGUUCACGGUGACAUCAAAGAGCAUGACAGUGCAGUGGAGCGGCCACACUGGUGCCAGCUCCUACAAGAUCACAGCAACCCCCAAGAACUCCCCGGAAAGACCCGUCUUUGCUCAGUUCGGUGGCAACACAGUCAUGGGCUCAGUUAACUCCCUGUCACCAAACACGGUGUACACCAUGCAAUUAGAAGCUAUGGACAAUAAUCUCAGAGUGCUCAGCAGUGCAAAGACUGAGGAGACGACAGCCCCUGAUGUACCCAGCAUUGGGCAAGCCUACUCCAAAAACAGCGACAGCAUCACUGUUGAGUUCACAGAGGUAUCUGGAGCAACCAGCUACAUCCUGAGGGCAGAGUCAAAGACAGGUGAUUUCUUCAAGGAGAGCACUGUGAGCAGCUCUCCAGGCACCAUAGUGGAGCUCCAGCCAUACACAGACUACGUCCUCAGCGUCAUGUCCGUCAACUCAGGCGGGAGAAGCCAGCCAUCCUACCCCACAGAGGCCAGGACAGUUGUAAUGGCUCCCAACUUGAACACAUCCUCUCCUACCAAUGGCACCAUCCUUGUGACCUGGGACCCAGUGAAGGACGCCGUCCUCUACACGCUGGUCAUCAUCCGAGAGGGAUCCAGCACCCGCCUCAAACUCAACACCACUGACACCACUGUGACGUUUGAUGACCUUGAACCAGGAACUACAUACUGUAUUAAGGGCACGGCAUGGGACUCUGAGGGUCGCACUGGUGAUGAUGUCACUGCCUGUCAAAUUACACGUCCUCAGAGCCCAGAUGUGACUCACGUUCAGGUGACUCCAGGACGGGCUCUUGGGAUCGCUGUAUUCUGGUCGCAAGUGAGGGGUGCUAAUCUCUACUUAGUCUGGACCUCUAACGGCCAAAACUGUUCCACAGAAAACAAUUACUGUUACAUUAAUCCUGCGGACUGUGGACAAAACCACUCAGUCUAUGUCAUAGCCUAUAACGAUGCUGGACCCAGCAGCCCCUCUCAACCAGCUAACUACAUAACAUACCCAUGUCCGCCAGAGAACAUCUGGGUGGAGGAGCCCAGAGCGGGUAACUGCUCCGUGAUGUGGGACGGAGUGCCACUGGUGGAGUACUACAUGGCGUUCAUAAAGCGGGAUGAUGGAAUGGAGACGUUCUGUAACACCAGUGUAACUACCUGCCCAUUUUCCUGCAUGUGUGGCUACACCUACCUCACUACCGUAUUCCCCUACAACCAGGCUGGCUCCAGCCCUUAUGGACAUGUCCGCAACUACACCACCAUCCCUUGUUGCCCACAGGAUGUUAUGAUAAAGCUGGUUUCUACGGAGACCCUGGAAAUCAUGUGGACACCAGUCAAAGGAGCCGAACUGUAUGAGACGACAGCAGCACAGACUAAAGACGUCAUCCACUGCAACGACACAGCACCGGUGUGUGCGCUCUCAGAUUUGAGUUGCAACACAGCGUAUUCUGUGACCGUGACACCUUGCAGCGAUUUACGAGGAUGCAACCACACCUGCAAGCCGCAAACACAUGAGACAGCUCCCUGCACUCCAGAGAUCCUGAAUAUGACUCAGACCAACAGUUCCACAUACAGAAUCUUCAUCACCACACCCAACACCCCCAACACGAAUUACACCAUCACUGCCACUGGACGCUAUGACAGACAAAUCUGCCAGUCGAUGAACAGCUCCUGUGUGCUCACGCAACUGCCCUGCGGCUCGGUCUACGAGGUUACAGCAGUGGCCACAACAGCUGUGGGGAAAAGUCUGCCAGGAUUCAGUAAAACUUUGGAAACAGGCCCUUGCUGCCCCAUGUCUGUGAACGUGACCCAGGUCACCCAAGCUAUGACCAAUGUGACCUGGUCACCUAGCACUGGAGCUCGCUCAUUCAUUACCUCCCUGACAUCACCACGAGGGUAUGCCAAAUGCCACACUCUAGACACCAACUGCCUGAUGGGAUGCAUCACCUGUGGAACCAACUACAGCGUCAACCUGGAAGCAAUCAGCAGCACAGGACAGAAAUCAGAGUGCAAAUAUCGUGGAUUCUCUUCCAGUGCCUGCUGUCCAACGGGCGUCAAGCUCUAUCGCAGGACCAACAACACCCUGAGGGUAUACUGGCGUUCGCUCGGCCCUCAGAUCUAUAAUCAUACAGUGGAGCUGUAUGGCACCGGAGCAAACUACACCUGUAUGGCAGCUGCAGGCAGCAUGUACUGUGACAUCCAGGAGGAAACAUGUGGGGAUGUCUACACAGUGGUGGCAGCACCUGUGGAAAAGUACGGGAGCAAAGUCACCUUCUGCCAGCCCAGGACGUACUCAGUUCCCUGCCCUGGAAGUAACGCUGGCAUGGUAAUUUCUCGUGCGAGACGAAGUGUGAAUUAACUGUGUGUGAACACCCCGACCACCGACACAGCAACAAGGACAGAGGACGAUGUUUACACCAGCAAUAACUGUGAAGACUCUGUAUACCCCGAUGACACUGAGUCUGAUAAUAAUUAAUAUCUGAUAAAAAUGAAUAUCUAUUAACUAAUAAACUUGAAAAUAAAUAUUAAAAUCAAAGCUAAACAAACUUGAAAAACAGGAAAAAAAAAAUGUGGGCAUUUACUGAGAGCAAUAUUUUAUAAUUGUUUUUAAAAUAAGUGUUUUACUAUUGGCUCCGCGACUCCUCAUGUUUAACUACACUUCCUGUUUCAGUUAGAAGUAACAUUGUGAAGAAACAAGGAAUGACAACUAUUAAAUAUGGAAAAGAAACAGAGGUUGAAACUUUACGCUGAGACCCCAACUUAAAAGUGUCAUAGCAGUAAUCAUUCAAAAGGAAAGCGAAUUUUAAAAUAAUAUAUUAGGACUUCUCCAAGUAGAGGACCUCCAUAUGGCUUCAGUUUGAUGUCUCCUGGUUGUGAAGCUUGAACGUGGGGCAGCAGGGAUCCGUCUCGUGGAGUCUGUGGAUGACUCAUCUGAUCAUAUUGCCGGAGAAAUAUUGCAUGUCACAUCUGCUUUCAUCGGAUUUGUUUUCUCCCAGAUGACAGAUGAAAAAAAAUAAAGCAAAUUUUU